AUAAUUAUGAUUAUAUUUUGGUAGUGCAAAUAUUUUCAGUAACUUUUUCAGCAUUGCUCUUGACAUCUGUCUCUCUUUGUUCUGUCUAGUUGCUGAGGAAUUUGUUUAUUAUUUUUUCCACAAAAUCUUUUUCUGGAUUUCAAGUAAUCUUUCACCAUCAAAGUUUGCUUAAUAACCGAGUCACAGUAAAGCCCAUUUUACCCACUUUGAAGAAAAGGAAAUCUCACCUAGUGUGUGUAUGUCUGAAACAGUGUCAUACUAAUUCGAUGCACUACCCAUUCCAAUGUUCUGCUUGACUCUUCCACAUUGUUAUUAUAGUUACCUUUUAUAUAGUACUGUAAGACAUAUUUUUUGUACAAAUUAUAUCCUCAGGGAAAAUGUCAUAAAAGAGUAGUUGGACCUAGGAGGAAUUCAGAAGCAUAGCAGAGACAAAUACCCCACUCUAUUUAGAGACAUAUUAUCAGAUACAGUUUAUGGCUAUGGCCCAAGUAAGUGGGAAGCAGUGAUGAUUUGAAGUCUUUAUACAACCUCCACUUCUACUUAUUCCUGUCUCAAUCAAAGCUCAUUCAGGCACCCAUUCUCCUUCAAGUUUAAGAUUCCUAUAAGGCUUGAGUAGUGGCUUUAACUUAGUGCUUCAGAGUCGUAUUUUAAAAGCUUCACUUGCCGUCAACCAUGGGAGUAAUUUGUCAAACGUAGUGAGGUGGUGGUAAAGGUGAAUUGCAGUCCAUGGAAGCAAGCUAAGAUCUUGGGAGCAGUUCUGUACUUUAAAGGACCGCAACAGGAAUCGUAGAUGCCUUCACUAGACUUGUGAGGAAGAAUUCUUCAUGAUGCCAAUAUGUUUUUCUAGUGAGAUAGCUAUCAUCAGUAUAAGUGUUAUUACUCAUCCAUCAUUUCGUCAUGUAACCAACCAUUCUUGUUCUGGAAGCUUUUUGACUGCAUGGUUUUAUCUUAAGCCAAUAAAACUGUAAGAGCAAAAUAUAUUUGAUUUUAUUCAAAGUAGCACCAUCUAGUCUAUCAAGAAAGCACUAUUUGUCCCAGUAUGAAAUUGACAAAUCUUUAGGUUCCUGCUCUAUAGCUCUCUGCAAUCCUGCUGUGCUUGUUAAUUGAGAUCUGUCUAGUGUUAAUAUCUUAAAUUUCUUACACUUUACUCUUAGACCAAUCUUAAGUUCCUAAUUUAGUAGUUGUAAGCUGGGAAAAGUAAAGUACAAAUGGGUCUCAACACGAUGCCUUUGUGUUCAAGGGAGGGAUGAAAUAGAAGAUCCCAGAUGAUAAGAGGGAGUAAUAGGAGAAGGUUCUCAGAACACACAAAAAGUAGUUGGUGGCCUCAAAGUGCCCUACAAAUUGGACUUGCAAUCAGCAAAAAGUGGGUAGCAAAACCAACUAACCCCACCCACUCCAUAAUAUCUCCUCCCCCUCUGCCUUCUCUCACCAAACUCGAGUUACUCCUGUCCCUGAAAUCAUUCAGACUUGCUAACAAAGUCAACACCACCCAAUAUAACAAAUUUGCUUGCACUUCAUUUCUUUCAUGCCAUAACCACCAUUCUCUUUCUCUUUACCUCCUACCUCCCACUUUGCCCAUCUUCUCUGUUCCAUUCAUGAGGCAAUGAGAGACCGAAGGAUGGAGAGGUUUGUCGUCCUUCCGUUCUCCAUGGGCUGCGUUUCUCAAUCGAGCAUCGCAGUUUGCAUAAGCCAACCAAAGAGAGCACAAUCAGAACCACCUCCGCCAAGACCAAGUGGAGAAGGUGAAAGCCAAUCCGAUGGGAAGAUGAAGGGCUCAUCUGUGCUUCUCCCACUUCCUCGCCCUAACGUCUCCGCGGGGUUUCAGAAGCUGAUCAAGAGCUUCAAGAGCUUGUCUCAACUGUUUGAAAUAUACAAAGAGGAUGAUGAGGAGAUGGAGAUUGGAUUCCCAACUGACGUGCAGCAUGUGUCCCAUGUAGGAUGGGAUGGUUUCAACAAUGUCAGCAGCAUGAAGAGCUGGGAUAAAGCUCCAGAAUUCCUCUCUCUGCCAUCCCUCUCAUUGAGGCAGUUUGAGCUGGCCAUGGCAGUCCAGGCUGGUGCCCCUCCACCCCAUGGUCCUCUUGGGGCUUGACCACAGUGAGGUGUAGUUGCCCUGUUCUUUUCUUUGGUUCUUGCUGUUGCUUGCUAUCCUUCGGUGAUGGUCAUGAGAGGUGCAUGUGAAUUGUAUAGAUUGUUUUAAUAUGGGGAUCUUUAGCAUAUCCUAGUCCUUUUUGUGUACAUGUGAGAGCUUGGUUUGUUCACUGAGUGCAAUAAGAAUAAUAUUAAGUCUUGCGACCACAAGUCAUAGCCACUUGGACUAAUGGGGUAUAUUUCAUGCCACCUAGAAGGGGCAGCAUCUUUU
Messenger RNA from Phoenix dactylifera (date palm), 2359 nucleotides. RefSeq names its product CRIB domain-containing protein RIC4-like. The record is from RefSeq and is a predicted model, not a curated record. NCBI's taxonomy places the organism in Eukaryota, Viridiplantae, Streptophyta, Magnoliopsida, Arecales, Arecaceae.